Python bivittatus (Burmese python) is the source of this 1278-nucleotide messenger RNA. NCBI's taxonomy places the organism in Eukaryota, Metazoa, Chordata, Lepidosauria, Squamata, Pythonidae. The record is from RefSeq and is a predicted model, not a curated record.
AUGUUGCACGACGAGCAGCCAGGGUCCCUGGCCUCCCUUGGUUGGCGUCACCAGGUAGCUGAGGUGUCCCUGGCCUCCCUUUUGGAUGCCAAGAAAAUCCUGAAUCUGGGGAUCUUCCUCAAACAGUUUAAGAGGCCAGUGCAAGAUAUCGUGGCGGAUAUCCGUAAUGGAGCAGGCGUCCUUUACGGGCCAGAGAAGCUGCUGGAGCUCUUCAAGAUGCUUCCCGACGUGAAGGAGGUCGAGAAGCUGGAGGCCUUCCAGGGUGACCGGAGUCGCCUCUCGGAGGCUGAGGUCUUUGCUCUGCUCCUCGUCCAAGUGCCCAGCUAUUCCCGUCGCCUGGAGCUCCUGGUGCUGAAGCUGCAGCUGUUCCCCCAGCUUGGUGCCCUGCAGUCGGCCAUCCAGAUCCUGACAGAGGCGGCAUUAGAGUUGCUGGGCUGUGAAGAGCUGCAUGACCUCAUCCGGCUGGUACUGAAGACGGGGAACUACAUGAAUGAGGGAGGCUACGCUGGCUCUGCAUUCGGCUUCCACGUGUCAUCCUUGCUGAGGUUGGCAGACACGAAGGGCAACCAGCCUGGCAUGGAUCUCCUGCAUUUUAUGGCCUUGGAGGCCGAGAGGAAGGACCCCACCCUUCUGCAUUUCCCCCGCAAGCUCCAGCACAUGGCGCCUGCGUCACGGAUCGAUGACCAGGAGGUGGCGGCGGAAUUGGAGAGCUUGGAGCAGCAUGUCUUGCGAGCCCAAGGGGACCUGGAGGGCCUCGGCUUGGAGGCCCAGAUGGGGCCCUUCUUGCACGUGGCAGAGGUGGAGCUGAGGGCGGUGAAAGCUGCCCAGCAGGGCCUCCAUCAGGCUGCAGCCAUGCUUUCCGACUUCCUCUGCGAAGACCCGGAGGCUUUCAGCUUGCCCGAGUGCUGUGGCAUCUUCCACGCCUUUGGGGAGCGUUUCCUCGCUGCCGUGGAGGAGAACCGGGCCCGGGAGGCCGCUGUGCACCGGGAGCAGCAGCGACGGCAGCAGGAGCAGGCGAAACAGAAGCGGCGCUCCAUUGCCACCUGCUCCUUCCGAGACCCUGGGACUAGCAGGGAGGGUGUGCACCAAGGCCCCUCCAUCGAACAAAUCCUCUUGUUAGGCCCCGGAGCCGUGCCUCCUCUGCGGCUGCGGCUGCCCUGUGGAACAGCACCCCCAGAGCCCCGGGUGGCCUGGGCCCUAUUAGCCUUCCCUCCAGCCCUGAAGAACCAGCUGCUCCCCCAGGCAUUUGGCCAGGUAGUCGGUGAGCUCUGCUGGUGA